AGGACCCUUUAAGAGCCGGCUAAGCGACUGCAUCCGUGAUUUUGAGUUUCACCUCCUUCCCAAAUUUAAUCUAUCGAGGUGCCAAAAGGGUUCAGCCACUCGUUACCCUUUUAUCCCGUCGUUUGACUACAGCUCCUCUUCGUACUUGUUGAUCGGAACAUUUCCACCAGCUAAGAUGCGUUUCACCACUUCCGUGGCUUUGUGCCUCGUGGCGGCCCUGUCAAAUGCCAUUCCCACUCCACAGACAGAUGGCUCUGCUGCCGACUUGCCAACCCAAGCCUCCCCAGACGAGGCCCAGGCCCUUGAGCAGCUUGCACAGUUGGCAGAAUUUGCUGGCCAGACGACCAAUGAAACACUCGCAGCGAACAAGAAGCGGGAUGGAUGCUCGCUUGGGAAUCUCUCGAUACGACGUGAAUGGUCUACCCUGAGCAAGCCGCAGCGGAAGGCAUACACAGAUGCGGUCCUGUGUCUGCAAAAGCUACCUGCCAGGACCCCAUCCUCCGUCAUCCCUGGAGCUAAGUCACGUUUCGAUGACUUCGUCGGCACACACAUCCAACAGGCAAACUACAUUCACUACUCUGGAACCUUUCUAGCGUGGCACCGCUACUUCACCUGGUCCUACGAGCAGGCCCUUCGAAACGAGUGCGGCUACAACGGUGUCCAGCCAUACUGGAACUGGGCAUCGUCUGGCGCUGUUGGUCUUGCGAAUUCGGCUAUCCUCGAUGGCUCCGCUUACUCCAUGUCCGGCGAUGGCCAGUACGUCGAGAAGACUGGUGAUAUCAUACUCGGAGGAGCCGAGGGCCUCCCCCCUCUAGUCCUCCCCACCGGCUCAGGCGGCGGGUGCGUGAAAUCCGGACCGUUUGUCAAUAUGAGCGUCAACCUCGGACCAGUCGGGCUCUCUCUCCCAGGUGGCGGCUACGAAGUCAAUGGCGAUGGAUUGAGCUAUAACCCCCGCUGCCUCAAGCGUGAUCUUACCGACGCUGUGGUCCGCAAGUACUCCAACGCCACCGCCAUCGCCUACACUAUACUCAAGCCCCAGGAAGUCUAUGACUUCCAGAUGACCAUGCAAGGAGUUCCCGGAAGCGGCAACAUUGGUAUCCAUGGUGGUGGACACUACGCUAUGGGUGGUGACCCAGGCCGUGAUGUCAACACCUCCCCUGGAGAUCCUCUCUUCUACACCCACCACGCCAUGAUUGACCGCGUGUGGUGGAUCUGGCAGCUGCUCGACAAGAAGGAGCGCACGGGUGCAAAGGGAAUCUCUGGCACUGGCACCUUCUUGAACAUGCCUCCGAGCGCAAACACCACGCUCGACACUGUCAUCGAUCUUGGAUACGCUGCGGGCCCUCCCGUCACCAUGCGUGACUUGAUGAGCACCACGGACGGUCCGUUCUGCUACGCCUACCUAUGAUCGCUUCGUCACGGAGGACCAAACACAUGA
Paraphaeosphaeria sporulosa is the source of this 1438-nucleotide messenger RNA. Its product is annotated as Di-copper centre-containing protein. The transcript has 2 exons. The record is from RefSeq and is a predicted model, not a curated record. Bases 176 to 1408 code for a protein of 410 amino acids. NCBI's taxonomy places the organism in Eukaryota, Fungi, Ascomycota, Dothideomycetes, Pleosporales, Didymosphaeriaceae. Gene Ontology annotation, molecular function: oxidoreductase activity.